AUGGCAUCCAGCAACACUGACUCGAUCGAAGACGUGAUCACAUGCAUAAUAUGUUUCAAAUAUUUCGAUGAUCCACGUCUAUUACCAUGCUCACAUACAUAUUGUUUAUCAUGUAUUAAGCGAGUGGCCGCCACUACAAAGGGUGAUUUUGAAUGUCCGAUGCGUGAUGGAGUGAAAAUUGAGAGCAAACAAAUCGAUUCUUUGCCUCUCAAUCGAAUCGCGCGUGAUAUUAUUGAAUUGCGUCCUCAACACCAAUGUUCGAAUUGUAUGGUGGCCACCGCAACUGAAUGGUGUAAUGAUUGUAAAAAUCGUUACUGUUCUGAUUGUAGUAAAAUCGUCCACAGUUUACCAGCAUUUAAAAGUCAUCACAUCACUCAAGGUUCUAUGGGAUCGUCAAUGAUAUUUUCAUGCGAUAAACAUCCCGAUGAAAAACUGAAGUAUUGGUGUAAAAGUGCUGAUUGUGAAACAGUCACGUGCCGUGAUUGUCUACUGUUCGAACAUAAAGAUCAUGACUAUGUUCCUAUAGACACUGUUGCCCAUGACGCCAAAGCAACAAUCGCAAGUGAUCUACAAGUUAUUCAAUGUGAUUUAAGUGAAAAACUUAUGUUACCCAGUGCCUUGAUAGCUGAGAUUGAUUAUCUGACUCAAUCGAAUUUGACGAAGUUCAGCGAAGGUAUUGAGCUCCUGCGUCAAAUUAUCGAUGAACAUGAAAAAGCAGGGAUCCAGCAAAUUGAAGAAAACGGUUCGAAGGAUAAGAAGAAAAUCGAAGAAUAUGAAAAGCACUUGCAAAAUGAGCAACAAAAGUUUCACGUACAACAUGCGCUUUUCCAAACACUUGAUUGCACGGGUAACAAUACCAAAUUACUACAAUUGAAACGAAAAUUCUCUGAAUAUACGAGAAAAACAAUUCAAGAUUUAAGUGCCCUUCAUCCACCUAUCAUUACUGAUCUUCGUCUCGAAGGAUUCGAUCAACUGGAAACGUUGAAGAACGGUAUACAGGAGUAUGGACGUUGCGUGGAAAUUCCUCCAUCAACAAACACGCGACUGAAGAACUCUAUAUUUUUAAAUUCAAAGCGAGCUAAACUCUCCGUCCAUCAUCAAACAUUCAUUGGACAAGAUAUGAAGUAUGUCAUCGAUGCACUGCGAUACAAUCUAACUGUAAGUACACUACGUUUCUAUGAAUGUGAAAUAGAUGAAGCUGCAUUGGGAUAUAUCGCUGAAACAUUGAGAUACAACAAAAUGUUAACAACACUUACUUUGAUUGCAAAUGAGAUCGAUGCUGAUAAAAUCAAAGUGUUAACAGCUGUAUUGCAAGAGAAUAAGACUCUGGCGAACUUGGAAUUGUUUGAAAACGAUAUCGGAGAUGGUGGCAUGCAGCAUUUGGCCAAUGCAUUAAAACAAAAUACGACAUUGCUGAAACUCAGUUUACAUGACAAUGAGUUACAUGCCGAUGGAGCAAAAUGUAUAGCUGAUAUGCUGCGAGAAAACAAGACAUUGACUACUUUAAAUAUAUCUGAAAACGAAAUUGGCAAUGCUGGAGCACAAUAUCUGGCCACGAUGUUACAAGAAAACAAAUCAUUGCUCACAUUGUGUCUCAAUGAUAAUGGAAUAACAGCUGAAGGGAUAACGCAUCUCAGUGAUGCACUAUCUCAUAAUAACACACUCAAGACAUUGUAUUUGGUAGGCAACACCUUCGACGAUGAAAGUGCUAAUCAUCUGGCAACCGCUCUACGAACAAAUAAAACACUUUCGACAUUGUUCUUGAUCAACAGUGGUUUUGGAGAUGAUGCAGCACAAUAUUUAUCUGAAGCAUUGCGAAACAAUCAAACACUCACCACAUUGGUACUCGUUAAUGAAAUUUCUGAUAACGGAAUGAAACAUUUGGCCGAUUCAUUACAAGAGAACAAAACACUCACGACAUUAGGUCUCCUUCCCGGUGAAGUUAAAAUUGAUGCAGCAAAGUAUUUAGCUAAUGUUUUACAACAUAACAAAACACUUACGACAUUUGUUCUCUAUGGGAUGGGAUUAGGAGAUGAAGGAACGAAAUGUAUCAGUGAUGCAUUGCGUUUGAAUAAUACACUUAGCACAUUAUGUUUAAUAAGUCAUAGGCUUGGAGAUGACGGAUUAAAACAUCUUGCGGAUACAUUACGAGAAAACAAAACACUUACUGCAUUAGCUCUGUGUGGAUGUGAUAUAAGGCAUGAUGUUGCACAACAUUUCAGUGACGCAUUGAAACAAAAUCAAACGUUAUCUGCAUUGGCUUUGGUUCAGAAUCGAAUAGAUGAAGACGACGCCAAAUAUCUCGCUGAGAUUCUACAGAAUAAUCAGACACUUUCAUUAUUAGCUAUUUAUAAAAACAGGAUUAGAGAUGACGGAAUCAAGUGCAUAACUGAUGCGUUACAGAAAAACAAAACGCUUACUACAUUGAGUUUAUAUGAUGUACGUAUAAAAGAAGAUGGUAUUUACCAUCUGAAUACUAUGCUACAACAUAACAAUACGCUGAGAAAGUUAGAUCUGAACAAUGAUAGUGUAUCACCUGACGUGAGAAAUGAUCUGCAUGCUACCAUACGAAAACGAAAAACACCGAUAACAGUAUAUUGGUCUUUAAACAAAUUCCACAAUGACGAUUCUUCUGAUGAUGAAGAUUGUGCUGAAACAGUUACAUAUCCACAUUUUGUCCAAGAAAAUCUGAUCUGUAAUCUAGCUGAACAUUUUACAGAAAUCCUACCGGAAAUGCAGAUGCUUCCGGCUUUUACUGAGUUUCUCAACAAUCUCAAUGAUUAUCUACUAAUGCAAAUGGCAUCGGGUGAGGGUGGCCGAUGCAAGGCGCGAAAUCCUAUACGUUUUUCAUAG
Molecule: messenger RNA, 2853 nt
Organism: Adineta ricciae
Lineage: Eukaryota; Metazoa; Rotifera; Eurotatoria; Adinetida; Adinetidae
Source: the annotation of a GenBank genome assembly